AUGAAUAAUGUGAGAGAAGAUUAUGAAGAAGAAGAAGAGGUUGAAUUAGAUGAUCAUCAUCGGAUGAUGAUGACGAUGGAUGCAACAACCAAACAUUUUCCCAACAUCAUCCCUCACCCACAGACACCAAAGGAACCAAUGGAAUUCCUCUCAAGAUCUUGGAGUCUCUCAGCUUCUCAAAUUUCCAAAGCCUUAUCCCACCAUAACCAUAAUAAGAAACAACAACAAGUUCUUGUCCCUGCUGCUGAAACCAUUUAUUCUAGCAGAGAAAUGAAUGUUAACACUGUUAAGAGAACGAGCUCACUAGGAAGAUGGUUUCAUCACAAGGCUCCUGGAAAUGCAACCAUGAAGAAGAAGGACAAGGCCCGUGUCGAGAAUGCUCGUCUCCACACCGCCAUCUCCAUCGUCGGACUCGCCACCGCAUUGGCAGCCGUGGCUGCCGAAGAGAACAAGGCGGAGGGAUCCUCCACUAAAAUGAGUGCGGCCAUUGCAUCGGCCACGGAGCUCUUGGCAUCCCAUUGUAUCGAGAUGGCAGAAUCGGGAGGUGCCCAUCACGAUCGUGUGGCUUCCGCCGUCCGAUCUGCUGUUGACGUUCGAUUGCCUAGCGAUCUAAUGACUCACACAGCUGCUGCUGCAACAGCUUUGAGAGGAGAGGCUGCUUUGAAGGCACGAUUACCAAAGGAAGCAAAGAAGAACGCCACCAUAAAUCCUUAUGACAAGACCAUGGCUGAUUCCGACAAGAUUAACGGUAGUGAAAUGGUAGAACAAAAAGAUCCUUUCUUUAAAGGCGACUUACUCCAUCACAACCAGAAAGGAUCGUUAAGGAGGAAACAAGUGUCCAUGUACAUCAAUAAGAAAUCUCAGGUCAUGAUUAAGAUGAAAAACAAAUAUGCAGGAGGAACUUUUACUAAGAAGAACAAAAGUGUUGUUUAUGGAGUAUGUGAUGAGACCAAUGCAUGGCCUUUCAAACAAGAAAUGGAAAACAUGGAGACUUUCUUUGGAGUUAAGACAUCACAAGGUCUUCUCGAGUUCAAAUGCAAGAAUAAGAAUCAGAAGCAAAAAUGGGUUGAUGGGAUUCAAACUCUUCUUCGUCGUGUUAGCAUAGAGGGUGUUGAUUGCUCUCUAAAGUUGUUGAAUAUUUGAUAACUCAACUAAUGAAUGAUAGCUUUAGAUUACUAGUUAUUUCCUCUACUGUAAUUUUUUCAGGUGAAAAAUUCUACUUCUACAAGAGAGAAGAACAUGACCAACCUGUUUACCA
Impatiens glandulifera is the source of this 1258-nucleotide messenger RNA. Its product is annotated as VAN3-binding protein. The transcript is spliced from 6 exons. The record is from RefSeq and is a predicted model, not a curated record. NCBI's taxonomy places the organism in Eukaryota, Viridiplantae, Streptophyta, Magnoliopsida, Ericales, Balsaminaceae. Bases 1 to 1143 code for a protein of 380 amino acids. Gene Ontology annotation, biological process: auxin-activated signaling pathway; phloem or xylem histogenesis; leaf vascular tissue pattern formation.